Messenger RNA from Lathyrus sativus (Indian pea), 1569 nucleotides. The record is from the annotation of a GenBank genome assembly. Lineage: Eukaryota; Viridiplantae; Streptophyta; Magnoliopsida; Fabales; Fabaceae.
AUGGAACACAUGACAAAUGUUGGAGAUGGAGUGAAUGAUGAAAAUGUGUUAUUUGGAAUGAUGGAAAACGGCGGUGGCGGUGGUAGCGGCGGCGGUGGUGGUAAUGAUGACGUGAGUUUGAAGAAAGGUCCUUGGACAACAGGAGAGGAUGCAAUUUUGAUUGAUUAUGUAACAAAACACGGGGAAGGAAAUUGGAAUGCAGUUCAAAGGAAUACAGGCUUGAAUCGUUGUGGGAAAAGUUGUAGGCUUAGAUGGGCUAAUCAUCUAAGACCUAAUUUGAAAAAAGGCGCAUUUUCUCAUGAUGAAGAGAAACUCAUUGUUGAACUUCAUGCUCAAUUUGGCAACAAAUGGGCUCGAAUGGCUGCAUUGUUACCGGGAAGAACCGAUAAUGAAAUCAAGAAUUACUGGAACACGAGAAUCAAACGUCGUCAACGACAAGGUCUUCCUCUUUAUUCGGAUGAACAAGAUCGUCCGAACACACCAACAACACCUUCACCGUGUACACCGACGGGUUCAAACCUUAAUAACAACAUGACGCCGAAAUUCGAGUUUUUCAACCAAUAUCAUCCACAACAACACCAUCUUCAACAACAACAACAUCUUCAUCCUUUGUCUCCAACACCAACUCAUCAUCAUUCUCCUCUCUCUUCACCACUCCAACAUAGACAACAACAACAUCAACAACAUUCUUAUUCUCCUCACACAUUCUUAGACACUUCAUCAUCUUCUUCGUUUUCGCCACUUUCCUUCACUUUUCAAAGACCUGCACCACUCUUAUCUACGCCGCUUCGCUUCAAACGCUACCGUUCGACACCAAGUUUUAGCAUAAUCCCAAAUUCCAUGACACAAAAUUGCUCUUCUUCACUCAACGAUCCUUCUUUAACGUCUCAUCAUCAACACGAUAGCUUUCGGUUUCCGAUGCAAUACAACUCGAGCUUUCCUCAAUAUUUUCAUACUCAUUUGUUAGAAUCCGAUCUAGCAGUUUCUUCAAAUCAAUAUUUAAGAACAAACCUAGAGCAAGAUGUUAAGCCAAAUAUUGAUUUCAAUGAUCCAAAUUCUUUUCAAAAUAAUAAUAGUAUCAUGAUGGGAGAUAUUUUAAUGGAAGCACAAACCCUAGCAUCUGGUCAAAAUUCAAAGAAAAGAAAUUACUUGAGCUUAAAUGAAGGAAAUGACAUGUUUAAUGGAUGUCAAAGCAUUGAUGAUUUUACACUAAGCUCUAUUUAUUGGCCUUCUAAUUCAGGAACAAAAUCAAAGGAAGAAGCACCAGACCUAAGCAAAUUUAUGAAUGAUGAAAUGUCAACAAUGCUAACAGUGAUGCCUUCAUCAACAAUGCAAAGUCAAGAUUGGAAUAAUAAUAAUAAUAAUGAUAAUAAGAAUAACAAUAAUAAUAACAAUGCAUUAGAAGUGACCAAUGUUCAAUCUUCUAGUGGUGUGAUGGGUGAUGAAAAUUUUGGACUCGAUAUUAAACCAAUAGCUUCAUUGUUUCCUCUUACAAAUACUACAAACAAUGAUAAUAGUAAUGAAAACAAUGGUUGCUACAGUUGGGACAAUUUAUCAGGACUAUGUUGA